This is a messenger RNA of Rhagoletis zephyria (snowberry fruit fly), 1323 nucleotides long. The record is from RefSeq and is a predicted model, not a curated record. Lineage: Eukaryota; Metazoa; Arthropoda; Insecta; Diptera; Tephritidae.
AUGGCCGACUCAAUCGCCCAGGCCGACCGAAACUAUGAACCGGGCGACAUAAUCGUCGAAUGUAGAAUGCCCUUAGUGGCAACUACAAAGUAUGAACACCGCCUUUUCACCUGCGACAGUUGUAUGCGCAAAGUGGACAGCACCAUUGUCUGUCCGAAGUGUCGCAAAGUGUACUACUGCAGUCGACAGUGCCAGGACAGCCAUUCAAUCCACCAGCUGGAGUGUCCCAUUCUCUCGCGACAGAAGCAGCUGCAGUUUGAAAGCAAAGGCUUUGAUUACAUGCAACGGCUAACUCUUAGGCUAGUCCUACUGAUGAUAAACCAGCCGGAAGUGCGAACACGAGAAUAUCGACUGCAUAAUGGCAUGACCCGCAGACUUGAUGACAUGGAAUGUCACUCCAAUGAGUUAAAGGACACGCCCCAGUUUCAAGGUAUACUCAACUACUUUAAACUCUACAAAAUUGAAAAUUAUGAUUAUGAUCUUCUUUUGCGCGCUUACGGUUUGCUGCACGUAAACUCAUUUGGAAUCGACUCUUACUAUUCGGCAGUCACCGACAAUGCAACUGACGUUCAGAUCGACCAUUGCGGUUCCGCCCUAUACAUCGAGGCUUCCGUCUUUGACCACAGUUGUGUGCCGAACGCUUGUGCUUCCGGCGAUGGCAUGUUACUGGAAAUAAGAGCGCUUUCGCCAAUUUGCAAAGGCGAGCAAAUAUACAUUGACUACCUGCAAGACAUACAGCCCCGUGUUGAACGACAGAGCAUACUUGCAGAUCGUUAUUUUUUCACCUGUGCAUGCUCUCGUGGAUGCUCAGAGACAUUGAACAGUGAAAAGGCGUUUGACGCAGGAAUAAACUACAAAUCCUUUGAUGUACUCAAUAGACUCAUUGAUUCAAUGCUGCAGACCAACUCUUCGAACAUAGAUGCUCCCUUCAACAAGACUUCGAGUGACAUCAACUGGAGUCAGCUGUAUCGUUUCUACAAACAGCGACUGCGAUUGCAGGAAGCUUACUACAAAGAGGCUGGAUAUCACCCUUGUCUUUCCCUCUACUAUCGCGAGUUUUUGCGUUUUGUUCUAGUAAAUCAGCAUCGAUUCAGUGAACAGGAACCCCCUUCUCAGCAGGAAAACUCAUCGGCGACGAAGAAUGCUGUCGCUGCAACCACUGUCGCACCUGUUGCGAGCCUCAGCGGACAUGAGAUUGAAGAAGACCUGCUUGAGUUUGGCGUCAAGGCGAAAGAGCACUUGAAAGUGACUCACGGCGUCAAUCAUUCGUUCUACUCGAAACUGUUUGCAGCAAGUGGGGAACAGGAAGAGAAACGUACUUAA